UUACAGUGAAUUGGUCAACUGCACAUCUCAUCAGCUGUUUUGUUUCUCCUAUUGCUCGUGUUGUGUAAUAUUCAUUUGAAUCACAAUGUCUGCUCCAGCUGCUCGUCAAUCUGUUGGGCUCAUCAAAAAGGCGUGGAAUGAAAUACCCGAUAUUGUUGGUGGUUCGGUGUUAGCCAUUAUUGGUUUGGGUCUUGCUGGUAUCGGCUUGGCGAACUACUAUGGCCAUGAUGGCGAUAACCGUAAAUACAAAUACGGCUAUGUAAUUAUGCGUCCCGAUGAUCCCAGAGCUGCCAAAGUGCACAAGGAUUAAAAUAAAAACAAGAAAUCAUUGUUUCUCUGGAGAAUUAUUGUGAUUUUUUAUUCGAAAAAGUAAACACCACGAAAUUAAAUAUAAAUUAAUUAAACAUUA
Musca domestica (house fly) is the source of this 409-nucleotide messenger RNA. RefSeq lists its product as uncharacterized. The transcript is spliced from 2 exons. The record is from RefSeq and is a predicted model, not a curated record. The coding region runs from base 86 to 310 and encodes 74 amino acids. NCBI's taxonomy places the organism in Eukaryota, Metazoa, Arthropoda, Insecta, Diptera, Muscidae.